UCUUUUUCUCCGGUUUUUAUCCUUAUUUCCCCCUCCUUAGAUCUACCACAUUUUCUAUCCUGUUUUUGUUUCCCUUUUGCUUAUCUUAUUAUUACUAUUCCCUUUUUUUAUCUUCUUCUUCUUCUUUUUCUUUUUUUUUCUUUCAAAAUGGAAAAAUCAAAAUUAUAUUUAUUAACUAAAGAGGAGUUAUUACUCAAUCCUUCAAGUAUCAAAUUAAUUGAUCUAAAAUUAACUUCCAUUCCAAUUGAAAUCAUCGAUCUCCUUAAGGAUUCAUGUGAAUCCUUAUCUUUAAGAUCAAAUUUCCUAAAUUCUUUACCCAACUUUUUUAACAUCUUAUAUCAACUCAGAUAUUUAGAUCUAAAUUUCAAUAACUUUGAAUUCUUUCCAAAGAUCCUAACCAAUUGUAAAAAUUUAGAAAUCCUAGAAAUUAAUAACAACUUUUUAUCCUCCUUACCAAAUGAAAUCGGUUACUUGAAAAAUUUAAAAGUCCUCUUACUAUCAAAUAAUAAUUUCAAACUAAUCCCUCUUCAAAUUUUACAAAUGAAUCAUCUAAAAGUAUUCAACAUCGAUGGCAACCCACUUAUAAAACCUUGCUUAGCUGUGGUUAAUCACAUUAACAAAUUAAUCAUUGAAAACAGUUCUAAUAACCAAUUUGAUCCCAAUGAUAAUAUUAUCAGCAAAAACAAUAAUAAUAUCAAUAACAUUAAUAUUAAUAAUACAAAUAACAAUAAUAAUAAUCCAAAUAUAUUAAAUCGAUUGAAUUUUAAAGAUGAAGAUUACAAACUAAUGUAUAUCAGUGAAAUCAAAAGAUUUCUAUCUUCAAAAAAAGAGUUUUUAAUUGAGCAAUCAAAAUUAUUAAACAAUGAAAAUUUAAAUAACAAUGAUAAUAUUAAUGAUAAUAAUCUUAAUGAUUCUUUAAUCACUAAUAACAACACUUCCUCUAAUAACAAUAGUAAAAGUUUGAACAUGAAUUUAGUAAACUUAAAAUCUUUCUCUCUAAAUGACUACAACCAAAAUAAACUAAAUUUGCCCAUCUCAACUCCAAUAACAACAACUUCAAACCCUUCCUCCAACUUGAAAAACCUUGACAAUGUCCUAACAAAUUCUCAUUUCCCGGAUUUGGAAAGAUCAAAAUCAGUUUCAGAGUCCUUUUUAACUCAAAAAUCUGCUAAAAGAAUGGGCUUUAUCUUGAAAAGAAAUUUACCAUCAAAUAACCAAUCAAUUAUCAAAAAUGAUAACGAGAAAAACACCGACAAUGAAAAAUCAAUUCAACUUUCAAAUAACAAUACAAAUAAUGGAAUCAACACAAACACUAACAAUAUUACCAAUAAUAGCAAUGAUAUUACUCUCCCAAAACAACCUUCCAAUAAUUUCGAUAGCUUUAUUCAAGAAACUUUUCACAAACAUAUAAACUCAAAUUCAAUUCCAAAUUUUAAUAACAGCUUCACUUCAACACAACUCCCUCCACCAAAUAAACCUCCACCGCCUCCUCCAGCAAAGGACAUUCCCAAUAGCGAUUCUUCUAUUUCAAAACGAUUAAGAUCAAACACGAUUACAAAAAACUCACCAAAUCUAUCAAAUUCCAAAAACAAUCCUCCUUUACCAAAUUGGACUUUUUCUGAUCAAUAUCAAUAUCAAUCCCAAUAUCAAUCCCUACCCCAACCCCAAUCUCAACCACAACUACAUCUUCAAACACAUUCUCAAAAUUCUUCUCAAUCACAAUUACCUCUAUAUUUACCAUCUCAAUAUCAAAACCAUUCAUAUUCUCAUUCUCAUUCUCAUUCUCAAUACCCAUCCCAAUAUCAAUAUCAAUCCCAAUCCCAAUCGCAAUCCCAGUCUCAAUCCCAAUUUCAACCUCAAUAUCAACCUCAAUUCCAAAACUUUCAACCAAAUGGUACCGAUCUGCAGGAUACACUAGGUCAAAAUGAUUCUAAUAUUAAAUCUGCUGUUUACUUUAAAAGAUUGUCCACUUUACCUUUAACUAAGCCAAAACUCACUUUCCAGGGUGAUAAACUUCAUAACAGUCCUAAAAAUACUAUUAAUAAUAAUAACAAUAAUAUUAACAAUAAUAUUAACAUUAGAAAUGAUAAUCUUGGUAAUAUUUCUUAUUCGAAUGGUGUUACUGCUAACAACACAACUAGUAACUAUAUCUCUGACAGUAAUGCCGCCAACAAUAUUAGCAAAAUCAAUAUUGGUGCUAACUCUAGUACAAACAAAGUUAAUAACAUUAAUAAUGCUAUAACAAACCUUAACUUGUCCUCAGGAUUAACAAAUAAUAGCAAUAACAAUAGUAGUACUAACCUCAAAUCGGAUGAAAAUUUUUCUUCGCAAAUUAAUAUUCAAAAUCUUAUUAAUCCAAAUUCUAUUAACUCCAAUAAGGAUACAGAUCGUUCUCAUUCUCGAGAAACUUCCUUACUGUCUCACUCCUUUGCCAACAAUAGUGCCCAAAAACUAACCUACCCUUCUAGUUUAAAAAACUCUUCUGUUAAUCUUUCCAAAAUGAACAUAGUAUCUGAUUCAUUAAAAAUAACAACAGGUAACUCCAACAGUUUGACUUCAAAUGCCAAUUCUAACACCAGUAACCAUGGGACAAUCUCAAAAAACAGGAUAAACAGUUUUAACAACGAGAACAAUUGCUCACAUGAAGAGAUAGACACCUUAAUGAAAUACAAAAUUCUAGAACUUGCCAGAAAACUACUUUUUGCCGUUAGUGAAAUUCACUCAACAGUAGUCCGUUUUAUUUUUUUGUCUAACGUUUCUAGCACUCAUAAAAAGUUACAUUUUAGGAUGCAGUCUUAUUUAAAAGCAGGAAAAAAUCAAUUAGAUUUAGUGGUUGAAAUUUUAGAGAAAAUUGAAGAUUACACUAAUGGAAAUGGUAACACUAUUGAUGGGACUAAUAAUGAUAAUUCAGACAGUAAUGAUAAUGAUAUUCUUUCUGCUGAUUAUAACACUACUGAGAUGAACGAGCUGAUUUAUGAGUUAUUGCAAUGUGUAAUCACCUUAUUAAAUGUUUUUGGGAAAAUUCACAUUCUUUUUUUUGAUAAUAUCAAAAUUUUAACCGAAAAAACGGAUGAUAGUUUUAUUCGAAUGUUAUUAUUGUCGAUAUUUGGUUCAUAUAAUGAAUUGUUUAAUGCGUGGAUGAUUCUCUUUCCUGAUGAAAUCAGUUUAGCAAGUUCUUUUCAAAAAAACUUGGAUGGUGGCUCGAUUUCAACUUCAAUUCCUCCCUACGUUCAUAGCAACCUAAUUUCUAAUAAUUCAGUGACAAAUCUUUCAGCGUUGAAUCAAAGUGUCAACUCAAAUUCUGUUCAAUCACCAGUUGUUAUCGGAGGUGGACCAAGAUCUAUUCCUAGUACGUUGCAUUUAUCAACAUUAAAUUCACCUCUUCCCACUAAUAUAACUCAAUUACCAUCUUCAGCAUUUCAAAGCUCAAUUUCGUUGUCCACUACCAAUUUACCAUCUGUUGUGACAAGCGACAAUGUAGAACAAGUUGAUGAACAGCUAUACAGACAUACUAUAAGAGCCAUUGAGAUGACAGAAGUAUCAUUAGAAAUUAUUGAUUGUGCGAUCCUUGAAAAUGAUCGAAUGGAAGAAAAUGAAAUCAAAGACCAGAAUCUGAAAAUAAAACCUAAUUUUGAAGAGUUAAAAGAGGCAUGUUUUGCUUUGAAAAAUAUUAUUGAAAAAAUCAAUACCGCUCUUCCAUAUAUAACUUCUGGCAAUGUUGAAAAACUAAUUAAUCAAAACACAAACAAAGACGCCAAUGAUUAUUUUAAUUUUAGAUCAAAUGCAGCUUUGCAACAAAGACACAACGAAAGAUACCGUAAAAUAUUUCAGGAGGAGAUCAAUAACUAUGUUAAACAAACCAUCAAAGUGAUGUCAUUAUUUGCUCAUUCAAUGGACGAUUUGCCUUCAAACAAAGACUUUGAUUUGAAGGCUAAUUUUUCAAAUUUAACUCGAAUUGCUAAAGAUUUAAUUUAUGUUUUAGAAAAAUCUUCAUAUGCUUCAAAAUUUAAUAAGUUCAGAGACCCUCUUACGGGACUACUGGGGCUACCAGGAAUCUCGUCUUUUGCUAAUGAAGAGUAUUCUUUGACUCCUAUUUCAGGUAUAGUACCAGGAGGAGGUUUGCCCAAUAUAAAUUCUCAACCACAAACAACAAUUAUUACCACUCCAUUAUUGGCGGCUUUGGGACCAGCAGCUCAAGCAGUGUUGCCGAACAAUUCCAUGUCGAAUAGCUCGCUAUCAAAUAAUCCAUUACCAAGAUCUGGAAAUCAGUAGAACUGAGUUUUUAGCAAUUACGAUAUUGGAAAGUUUAUUCAAUGAAAAGUAGAUGAAUACGAAAUAUUAAUAACUUUACUUCAAUCAAUUUAUAUUAUCCCUAUGAUUUAUUUCUAGUAUGCUCAUUCAUUUCUACUAAGUUAUUUAUUUACUUAUCUAUUAAUUUUUUAAUUUUUAAUUUUUGUUUGAAUUUAGUUAUUAUAUAUAUAGAUAUUAUUUAUUUAUUUAUUUAUUUAUUUAUUUUUUUUUGAAUAACAACCUUCACUUC
Molecule: messenger RNA, 4540 nt
Organism: Ascoidea rubescens DSM 1968
Lineage: Eukaryota; Fungi; Ascomycota; Saccharomycetes; Ascoideales; Ascoideaceae
Exons: 1
Coding region: 148-4272 (1374 amino acids)
Molecular function (GO): protein binding
Source: RefSeq, a predicted model, not a curated record